Messenger RNA from Didymodactylos carnosus, 577 nucleotides. The record is from the annotation of a GenBank genome assembly. NCBI's taxonomy places the organism in Eukaryota, Metazoa, Rotifera, Eurotatoria, Philodinida, Philodinidae.
AUGGCUUCUCCUUCUGGAACGAAUGUGCAAACUCGCCAACAUCGACCUCGAAAAAUGGGUGGAAUGUGGCAUGAAACACAAGCACACCUCAUUGGCAAGCAGCCAAAGAGCCCGGCGGCUCUCCUCGAUCUUGUUCUUCAAGCUGAAGUCAAAGCAACAUCGAGGGUGGCAACUCGAAGGCCAAACGAGCACUUGGCCUCGACGAUCAAGCAGAUUCGGCGACAAGGCGGCCUCGACGAUCAAGCAGAUUCGUCGACAAGGUGGCCUCGACGAUCAGACAGAUUCGGCGACAAGGCGGCCUCGACGAUCAAGCAGAUUCGUCGACAAGGCGGCCUCGACGAUCAAGCAGAUUCGUCGACAAGGCGGCCUCGACGAUCAGACAGAUUCGGCGACAAGGCGGCCUCGACGAUCAAGCAGAUUCGUCGACAAGGCGGCCUCGACGAUCAAGCAGAUUGGUCGACAAGGCGGCCUCGACGAUCAUACAGAUUCGGCGACAAGGCGGCCUCGACGAUCAAGCAGAUUCGUCGACAAGGUGGCCUCGACGAUCAGACAGAUUCGGCGACAAGGCGGCCUCGAC